GGAAUUGUAAGUGACUAACAAUUUGACAAUAUUUUAUGAAUACAGAGGAACUAUGUGGGCAGGAUAGUCAACUGUCACCGAUUUACACACCCUGAUUAUUGUUUACCUGUAAUCUCCACAGUAAAUUAGAAUGUCAGAAGAAUAUAAAGUAGGGAGCUUGUCUGAUGUCAUCCAGAAAUCAUCAAAAGCAAAGAAGAGAAAAUCAUCAGAAGGAGAAAUAGCCAAGCUAGCUUCUUUGUUUGCUGCACCAGCUAAAAAAAUUGAACCUGAGCCAAUUUCAUAUGUCAGUACAAAGAACACAACAUUAAAGACUGUCAAUGUCACUAAAAAUAAAGAGAAGAAAAUUCAUAAAAAAAGAAAGACAGGAUUGGACAUAAGUAUACCUACACAGAAUCAAGAAGGCUUUGACCCACCCCCAGGGAUAGUUCAUGAAUCAUUGCUUAAGGACACUACAGAUAGGACUGGUGAAGGCGAGAGUGAAGGAACAAAUUUGGUAGGGAGAAAACCUCGACAUAAAAGGAGAGACAGAACAAAAGAUUCAAGAACUGUAUUUGUUGGGAAUCUCCCAUUAUCAUUUGAUAAAAAGCAACUCAUGAAGAUUUUCAGAUCGUGUGGUAAAAUAGAAAGUGUCAGAUUCCGGUGUCCACCACCUGCAGAUUUGAAAUUACCAAAGAGAGCCAUUGCAAUCACGAAAACAUUUCACAAAGACAGACAUAAUAUCAUAUCCUAUGUAUGCUUUGAAGACGAGGAAAGUGCCAGAAGGGCUCUAUUAUUAAAUGGUCAGGACAUUGAUGGGUAUCACAUUAGAGUGGAUAUAUCUAACAAUGCAAAGAGGCAUGACGAUGCCAAUACAGUCUUCAUUGGAAACAUGACUUAUGAUAUAACAGAAAAUGAAGUAUGGAAUCAUUUUGAAGAUUGUGGAGAAAUAGAGAAUGUCAGAAUUAUACGAGAUAAUAAAACUGGCACAGGAAAGGGAAUUGGAUAUAUACAGUUCAAAGAAAAUGACGGUGUUAUGUUUGCUUUAAAGUUCCAUGAGAGUCAAUUAAAGGGGAGACAACUGAGGGUUAUGAGAUGUGAUGUGAAAGCAGCCCAGAAACAGAAAGAAAAAAUGAUAAUCAGUAAAGAAAGGAAAGCCUAUAAAUCUGGACCAAAACCUGGCAGGGAUAAUAAGAAACUGAGCUUCAGAAGUACCAAUAAGAAGACUGAUCCAUUUCAGCAUUUGAGUGACAGGAAAAAUAAACAUGUAAAGAAAUCAAACAAACAAAAACAUUUCAGAUUUGAUGAGAAAACAAAAGGACAACCAAAAGGUCAACCAAAAGGUCAACCAAAAGGAAAGAAAACCUUUAAUACAAAAGAUAAAAAAACGAAAAGCAAGAAAAUGAAUAAAUGAUACUGGAAUUUAAAAUUGUUUUUAAUUUGGGGAUUAAAGUUGGUAAUCCAAUUUCA
Mytilus californianus (California mussel) is the source of this 1446-nucleotide messenger RNA. Its product is annotated as RNA-binding protein 34-like. Gene Ontology annotation, molecular function: RNA binding. Lineage: Eukaryota; Metazoa; Mollusca; Bivalvia; Mytilida; Mytilidae. The coding region runs from base 131 to 1390 and encodes 419 amino acids. The record is from RefSeq and is a predicted model, not a curated record. The transcript has 12 exons.